This is a messenger RNA of Fomitopsis serialis, 1130 nucleotides long. RefSeq lists its product as uncharacterized. Lineage: Eukaryota; Fungi; Basidiomycota; Agaricomycetes; Polyporales; Fomitopsidaceae. The coding region runs from base 5 to 1042 and encodes 345 amino acids. The record is from RefSeq and is a predicted model, not a curated record. The transcript is spliced from 6 exons.
GGCCAUGUCUCGAGUGCAUGCGUCGAAGCGGUCACAAUCACGCCGUGCAGACGUCUUCAUAUGGUGGCCUUCGACUCCUACAUCUGAAAUUAUGGCUUGUUUCAGCUCGGACAUUGUUGGUUCCGUCACGGGCAGUACUCUAGUCCGCUGGAUCAACAUGAUCUCCCGCCUUGGUGGGGUCGACGCAAUGGAGGUCAAACGUGUCUCGUGGCGACGCAAACGCCCUUUUAGCUUCCGUCCCGAACCUCUCGAAACUAUCCCGAUCUCCGAUGUUCUAGGCCCCGGGGACUAUGGUUGUUACUACAUGGGUAGAUCGGCGAUCCUUCAUUCCCUAUCACUUCCCUUCAAUGCCUCCUACUCUGUCGUGUCGCUCGAAGCAAAGAAGCAGAUGUUUAUCGACAUGACACCAACACCCGGCACCGCUUAUUAUGAGAUCACCCAGUACAACAUACCAGAUACACUCCGCGAUCAAGCUUCUGCGCGUGACGAGGGCAAGUGUAUCUUUACACAAUCCGAGUCGGGAAGUAGCCCUGUAGAUGUGCAUUGGAUUUAUCCCCCGGCAUGGUCCGCUACGUGCAUCACAACCCUGGGAGUAGAGAGAUCAAAGCUCUUACUCAGAGCCAAAGGUUUCCAGGACGUCGACAAUUUGGUGACUAUGCGAAGCGAUAUCUACAAACUGUGGCACUCGAAUGCGUUCAGCGUCGAUGUAGAUGGUGAGUACCGAGUCCGAAUAUUUGACGCAGCGGCCAUAGGCUGCGGCCUGCCUUCUCGCCUUGAGAAAAUCCCGGCGGGGACCAAGUCAGGCGACUUCUUCCGUGAACACUUUCGUCACACCUUGUGUGUUCACUUCGUUGGCGGUGACAUUACUGCCGACUAUUCACAUCGGAAAGUCCAGGAAUUUCUCGAGGAGAUGGGCCUUGACGAGUUUGACGGGGAAGCUACGAUUGAGGAUAUCAAUCUCGAGGACGAGAGAUGGCAAACAGUGAUCGGACAGGAGAUCCUUGAGGACGUGAUGGAGAAAAAGCUGAGCGGCCUACAGUGAUCGGACAUAUAGGUCGUCGAAAGCAAGGGCUGAGAUAGUCCUACAAUGUGGGUUUGUUGCACUAUCUCAAAUGCACUAUCUCAAAGGC